AUGAAAGAAGACAUAACUAAACUACAGGCUGAACUAGUGGAAUUGAAGAGUCUAAAUUCACAGCAGAACUUGUUAAGACAAACAGCAGAUGGAUCCACAUUAUCGACCCUACCAACAUCGGGGGUUACUAUAGGACCAGGUUACGUUUCAGGAUCAUCGGAUGGAAUAGUGACGAAACUUGCAGAAAUGCAACAUCCUCAUAUGAAUUUAGGAGUCAGAGUUGCUCCAGACACGCUUCAAAGUUCGAGCGAGAUGAAGGAUGAGAUCGAUAACUGCGGACAGAUGUUACAACAUUUGAUGAAAAGUCUAACACUAAAAGAUGCGUUGCGACUAAUAGACCAAUGCCACUUUUACCUGAAUGAUAUUUACUUCCCAUACGAUGUGCGGCUUCUGAAGUUGAAGCUUCAAAGAUAUUACAGACCGGUGACUCACUUCACAUCCUUCUUACAAGAGGAAAAAACAUAUUUCAAGCCAUUGGUUCUUUUGACGAUUGCCUUGGGAAAGAGAUACUUCGGGGAGUCGGACAGCAUGACUCAGUCUUUGGUUUCAUACUCAUUAAUGCUCAUCAGUCCCAUUGUAAAUCUCAAAUCUCAGAGCGAGAACUAUCUGGUCGUUUCCGUGUAUACCAUGGCCAGUUUCUAUUUUCGAUCUAUGAAUUUGGAAGAUGAUGCAAUCAUGUAUUCUAAUUUGGCCCUUCAAUUUGCCAUGCAUAUAAAUCUUCAUCGCUUUAAAAGAGAGAACAAGCUUCAGGAGGAAAUCAAGUCCAGGGUCAUGUGGGUGAGCUUCGGAACAAACAGAACGCUUUCUGCCAAAAUGGGAAAUCCAUUUAUUUUAAGCGCCAAGCAGAUCACCAGACCGUUGCCAAAAAUAAUUUCGUAUGAUGAAGAAGGAAACAUCAUACCUAGAGAGGACGGGUACUCUUUGCAGGACAGAUGCCCAAAUGAGGAGGACUUUCAGUUUUAUAUAAGGCUCACCCGUGUGGCGGAACAGAUUUGCAAAGUCAUAUAUUCACAGAAGUCACCACAAAACUUGAUGUCGAAUCUCGAGGACAUCAUUCAGAAGUUGAUUUCUUGGAAUUCCACCCUACCGGAAAACUAUCGUUUUGACAAAACGUCUAGUACGAAAGAUUCCAAGAAGAGAAGGUUGAUAUGCUCUUUGCACUUAAACUACUGCUUUUGCAUUCAUUUGACCACAAUUCCAGUCCUCUACAGCUUUGUCGAGCAGAAGAAAAAGGCACAGGACCAGGUUCCGGCAAUAAAUCAGAAUCUAACGGAACUCAUCACAAUAUGCAUUAAUGCUGCCGAAAUGACGGUGAACAUCUUGAUGGAUCUUAAUAAGGAAAGGUCGUUGGCACUAUUUGGUGUCAUGGACUUGGACUACCUAUAUAGUGCGGCAUUGGCCUUUUUCAUGUGCGGAGAUGUUCUUUCCAUUAGAACGGCAGAAAACAAGAAAUCGCUUGGAUCAUGCUUACUAUUGCUAGGGGAGAUGUCUGGAAAUGGCAACGAUUCUGCAAAAAUGAAGUACCAAAGGCUGUUGGAUUUGAUUAAUACCUACAGAAAGCAAAAUCCUAAGCCUAAGGAAUUGAUAGAAAUGGAUCCUACAACUGAAAGUUCGAUCGUUCUGGAUGACAUGGCUAAUACUGAUGAUCCAGAUAUCGCAAAUGCUCCAGGAUCACCACCUCCGCUUGGUGAUGAGUCCCGCACGCUCGAAAAUGCCAGAUUUAUGGAUGGCAGUGUUUUGGAGACCUUCCAAGGGUUAACCAAUUCAGAUCUUAAUAUUUGGGAAGAUGGUUACAGGAAUCUUCAACAGGUGGAUUCUUACUGGGAUGAGUUUCAAAGAAGUUUGUUUGACGGAAGCAUACUUUAG
This is a messenger RNA of Brettanomyces bruxellensis, 1866 nucleotides long. RefSeq lists its product as uncharacterized. The record is from RefSeq and is a predicted model, not a curated record. Gene Ontology annotation, molecular function: zinc ion binding; DNA binding. The transcript has a single exon. Gene Ontology annotation, biological process: DNA-templated transcription. Bases 1 to 1866 code for a protein of 621 amino acids. NCBI's taxonomy places the organism in Eukaryota, Fungi, Ascomycota, Pichiomycetes, Pichiales, Pichiaceae.